AAUUAAAAGACAAUGGAAAAAUAAGAUGUACAAAUGUUCGCGGAAACAUAAGAAAACAAAGUGACCGAUUUAUUAUUCCAUUUAUUUUUUAUGCAAAUAACGACUAACGAUUAAAUGUCUUUAAACGUAAGCUUUACUUCUAAAAGAUUACUGAUAAUUAUUAUAUACCAUAUCUUACGUUCUUUCAUCAUGCAUACAUAAUGCUCAUUAUGAAUGAAUGAUUAAAAAAUAAUGAUCGAGCAGGGAUGCGGACUGUGCAUUUUACAUCUGCCUUCAUUGCAGUAUUCUUCAUUAUGAAAGUUUGCGUGGCUUUUAGACGUAUUCCAGUGUAGGCUUUCAAAUUUGUUUUCAUCGAUUUUUUAUUUAUCUUGGUGUCUGUAUAUAGUAAAUAAAAUAAUGUAUGAUGAAAUCUUCAUCAGACCUCAUAAGAUCAGUUUGAAACUAAUCGGCGCAUGGCCAGGAUAUGCAAAGUUGACAGGUUUUUUCUUGGUCAUCGGUUCGUCUUCAGUUCUGUUAUUUUUCGCGCUCUGGAAUACCAUCGAAGUCUUCGGAAAUCUGGAACUUCUCGUAGAUAAUUUGGUCAACGUCAUUGGUAUUAUCGUUGGCUUCUUCAAGCUAACAACGCUACGAGUGAAACGCAGGAAUUUGAUAUUCAUGGUGGACACAAUGUUCGAAGACUGGCAAACAUCAAAAAAGACAAUCGAAGAAUUGAAUGCAAUGAAAGAUCACUUUGAGCGGAGCAAAUGGUUAUGCAAGUCCAUUAUCAUGCUGUACAAUUCUUUAAUUUUAACGUUUCUUCUCAAACCCGUUAGAUCGUACAUGAACGAUUCUAUCGAGGGUAGACAAUAUCUUGCACCUGUAUCGUUUCCCAAAUUUAUAGAUGCAAAGCAAUCGCCUAUAUAUGAAAUUGUAAUAAUUGGAGAAAUCGGCACAGCAUUUUUCUGUAUUAACAGUCAUGCUCUGGUCGAAGGAUUACUCGCAUCUACGGUUCUGCACGCAAGUGCAAAAAUUGCUGCUGUACGCCAAGAAAUAAUUAGGUUUUCUAAAGUCUGCCGAUCACAGAAUAGCAACAAAAGACUGAUAAUUUCUGCUACGAGACGACUUGUUCAAGUCCAUCUGAGCUGCAAUGAAUUUUCAGAGACUAUUGUUGACAUAUUUGCAGUCAUCUCAUUUUUUAGCAUUCUCUUAAUGACACUGGCGCAAGUUUUCUCUGGAUACAUGUUUAUUUUUGUACAAGAUGAAUAUUACUCAUUGUACGUGUUCAUUACAGUAGCUAUAAGUCAUUUAUUUUAUUUUAAGAACAUCGAAAAUGGAGGAGAAACCGUGCAAACGCUUCAUUACGGAUUUUUAACGAUUGUAUUUUUGGUAAGCAGUGGAUAUUUUUGUAUCGCUGGAGAACAUUUAGCAAACCAGAGCGAACUCCUUACAAUGGAAAUAUACAACUGCUUUUGGAGCGAGUUUCGGAUUCCCGAACAAAAAGCUAUAAGGUUUAUUUUGGCGCAAUCUCAAAGACCAGUUCGUUUGACGCUUGGAAAGUUUGAUGAAUUGAAUCUUGUAUAUUUAACUAAGAUCAUAAAAACCUCAUUUUCUUAUCUUUCAUUAGUUCGUCGAGUGCGCUAAAAUGUAUUAACUUUCAAAGGCUGAUGAUGUUUAAUGUUGGUAAAUGUCAUGAUCUGAACUACUUAAAUGGCAUCAAACAUUUGAGUAUUGUGAUCUAUCUGUUUCUAUGUGAGGAUCAAAACACAUUCCAUUAUCUGACUAUGUUCGUCAAUAAAUAAUGUAUUUUAGCAUUAAUCUCUUAGUAGCGAACGUGGCUCGGGGGGUCUUACUCUCUAACUAUGUGGUGACCUACCCAGUCCAAACAUGCAACAGAGCGACACACAUACGCUGUCAGCUCAAAAAGAGUUUAAAUUAGUGGGCGCAUACUACCUAUUUGAGGAUUACAUGAAAACAAUGUGGAUCCCACACGUGGUGUUACAUAUAAUUCAUAAUUAUUGCAUAUUCUCUCUAAAAUCGUUAGAGUGAAAAAUCACUCUUAAUUCCGCCAAAAUUGAGUCAACUGUUUGCUCGAGUCAUAAUUUGACUCGAAUAUAGUCAUUUUUUAAAAGUGAGCUUAUGUUCAUGAUUUUACUCUUCAUUUUACUCUAUUUAAUAUUCUCUCUAAAAUCGUUAGAGUGAAAAAUCACUCUUAAUUCCGCCAAAAUUGAGUCAACUUUUUGCGCGAGUCAUAAUUUGACUCGAAUAUAGUCAUUUUUUAAAAGUGAGCUUAUGUUCAUGAUUUUACUCUUUUUUCAAGUGAAAUAAUUACUUUAUUGGAGUGACAUUUGACUCUAUUCGAGUGAAAUUUUCACUCGAACGCAAGUGACUCAAUUUUGGCGAAACUUGGAGUAAUAUAGGCGAUUUUUCACUCUAACGAUUUUAGAUAAUAUAUCGUCGCUCUCCCUACGAAGAGUAGCACUGUUUAAAUUUCCCGUCAUAAGUAGCACAACUCAUUUGACGCACUCUAGACUAGCACAACUCAAAAUUUCCCGCAAAGACUAGCACAACUUGCGCAUUUGCCGCGAAAAUUAGCACAACUCAAACUUUAAACAUAACGAAUUUCUAUAAAAAUAUCCCGAUUUUUGCGAA
Molecule: messenger RNA, 2628 nt
Organism: Nasonia vitripennis (jewel wasp)
Lineage: Eukaryota; Metazoa; Arthropoda; Insecta; Hymenoptera; Pteromalidae
Gene: Or71
Product: odorant receptor 71
Exons: 5
Coding region: 397-1620 (407 amino acids)
Biological process (GO): detection of chemical stimulus involved in sensory perception of smell; sensory perception of smell
Cellular component (GO): plasma membrane
Molecular function (GO): odorant binding; olfactory receptor activity
Source: RefSeq, a predicted model, not a curated record